Molecule: messenger RNA, 1508 nt
Organism: Pelobates fuscus (common spadefoot toad)
Lineage: Eukaryota; Metazoa; Chordata; Amphibia; Anura; Pelobatidae
Gene: RUSF1
Product: RUS family member 1
Exons: 15
Coding region: 142-1410 (422 amino acids)
Source: RefSeq, a predicted model, not a curated record
UACAGCCAUACUGUGCGAGAGGCAGCCAGAGAUACAGCCAUACUGUGCGAGAGGCAGCCAGAGAUACAGCCAUACUGUGCGAGAGGCAGCCAGAGAUACAGCCAUACUGACUCCUCCGUGAAGGCCAUUUGUGACUUUGACAUGUCGGGUGGAUCCAGGAUGAUUUGCACGGAGCGGUAUGGUUCUGGUUUUUCUCAACGCUACUUCCAUGGAAAGAAUGGGGCCCUGGUGUGUCAGAGAGAAGGUGCACAAAAGACUUAUGGCUCACUGAAAGAUGUUUUUGUGUCUCUCUUUCUUCCUCAUGGCUUCCCGUACAGUGUCAGCGAGGAUUAUCUGGAGUACCAACUUUGGGACACAUUGCAGGCCUUUGCCAGCAGCGUUACUGGUUCACUAGCAACACACUCUCUGCUCCGUGGAUCCGGAGUUGGAGAUAGCACUGCCUCCGUUACAGCUGCCACCAUUACGUGGAUUCUUAGGGAUGGCACAGGGAUGUUAGGACGGAUCAUUUUUGCCUGGCUAAAAGGCAGUCGACUUGACUGUGAUGCGAAAAGAUGGAGACUCUUUGCUGACCUCCUAAAUGACAUUGCAAUCUUUAUGGAGAUACUGGCACCUGUCUUCCCAUUGUGGUUUACAUUGAUAGUGUGUGCUGCGGGUGUAUUCAAGUGCAUUGUGGGAGUGGCAGGAGGUGCCACACGUGCUGCUCUCACUGUCCACCAGGCCAGGCGGGACAACAUGGCUGAUGUGUGCGCUAAGGAUGGAAGCCAGGAGACUUUGGUUAACCUUGCUGGCCUAUUGAUCAGUCUGUUUCUUGUACCCCUGGUGUCAGAUAGUCUUUGGGUCACAUACCUCAUCUUCCUCCUCCUGACCUUGCUUCAUCUCUAUGCAAAUUAUCGAGCUGUCAGCUCCAUUGUCAUGGAAACCCUCAACCAAUCGAGGCUCAGCAUUGUGCUUGAUUAUUACCUGAGAGAGGGGCGGAUUCUGAGUCCUGCUGAAGCCAAUCCCCAGGAACCUCUCCUACCAGGCUUAGGUUUUCAGGUCACUGUCAAUCUUGGUGUGCCUUUAAAGUCUCUGGUCACCAGUGUGUCUCAGAUGGACAAGUUAAUGAAUGGGAACCAUUCUCGUUAUUUGCUGGGUUGGAGAGCAGACACAGGCAACCUGGCUGUGGUAUUACACGAGCAAGCACGCAGCAUUGAUAUGAUCAGAGCUACUGUCCAUGCUGAGAUUCUCCAUCGGAAGACCAGGAGCACAGAUCCGCAACGUUUCACCAUUCUCACAGAGACCCACAGACAGCUUGACCAAAUCUUCCCGGACUUUCAUCACGGUCUGUGUGUAUUGGGUUGGGUGACUGACCGGAAUCUGCUGGACUCUGACGAUUGGAGAGUUAACUGGGAUCAGAUCAAAGAGCAAUGAUUGAGGAAUGACUAGGAAACACCCCUGUCCACUGCUUGCAGCUCUGAUAUCUCCCUGGACAAAUUAUGUAAACGUUUAAAUAAAGUGCCAACGUAUCA